This is a messenger RNA of Hibiscus syriacus, 1278 nucleotides long. RefSeq lists its product as uncharacterized. Gene Ontology annotation, molecular function: protein dimerization activity. The transcript has 5 exons. Bases 1 to 1278 code for a protein of 425 amino acids. NCBI's taxonomy places the organism in Eukaryota, Viridiplantae, Streptophyta, Magnoliopsida, Malvales, Malvaceae. The record is from RefSeq and is a predicted model, not a curated record.
AUGGCAAUUGCUCAUUGGUUUUACGAUGCCUGCAUUCCAUUUCAUGCAACACUAUCUCCAUACUUUCAACCUGCUUUAGAUGCAAUCAAUGUUAUUGGUCCCGGUGUAGUAUUUGUGAAAUCUGUUGAUGCAUCAGAUGUCAUAAAAGAUGCUAAGACAUUAUGCGGCUUGUUUUCUGAAGUGGUUGAAUGGGUUGCAGCUGAACAUGUUGUCCAUAUAGUGACUGAUAAUGCAGCUUAUUAUGUAGCUAUUGGUAAAUUGAUACAAGAGAAAUAUGAAAAUAAUUUUUGGUCUCCUUUUACCGCUCAUUGUUUGAAUCUCCUUUUGAAGGACAUUGCUAGUAUGCCUCAUGUUGCAGACCUUGCCUCAAAGGCUUCCAAGAUUACAGUAUUUGUCUAUAAUCACAUGGUAUUCUUAUCUUGGAUGAGAAAAAGAGAAGGUUGGAAAGAAAUUGUACGUCCAGGAGUGACUCGUUUUGCUACUAUUUUUAUUACAUUGAAAAAUAAUUUUGAUCACAAACAUGAUUUGCAAGCUUUAGUUGUAGACAAGCAUUUCACUGGCCAUAAAUUAUCAAAGACUACAGAAGGAAAAAUUGUUAGUGCUAUUGUUAUGGAUCAAAAGUUUUGGAAUGAUUGUUUGACGAUAGCGAAACUUGUGGCUCCUAUCAUUCGAUUACUAAGAAUUAUAGAUGGGGAUGAAAAGCCUUCUCUUGGUUUUGUUAAUGAAGCAGCUUACUUUGUAAAUCCUGCAUUCUUCUAUGAUGAGAAAUUUUGUAGCAAGAACAAAGUCAUGAGUGCAUCCAUUUCUUUACUUGAAAAAAGAGCUUUUUGUAAUGACUUAACUAGAGGCAUUAGUGAGAUGAAUAUGUACCGGGAACGACAAGGAAGUUUUGGUCGAGAAAGUGCUCUUAUCUGGGCAUUGUUUAGAGGUAGUGCUCCAAUUUUGCAAAAGUUGGCAAUCCGUCUUCUUAGCCAAACUUCUUCAUCUUCUGGAUGUGAGAGAAAUUGGAGUGUCUUUGAACGUAUCCAUACAAAGAGAAGAAAUAGACUAGAACAUCAAAGACUAAAUGAUCUAGUUUAUGUUACUUAUAACUUGCGUUUAAAGAAUAGGUUGCUCAAGAAGCCAUGUUAUGAUCCUAUUGAUUAUGAAUCUAUUGAUCAUGUUGAUUUUUGGGUAAUUGAAGUAGAAACACCUCCUGAGCUUGAUAUUGAUGAGAUUGAUAAUUUUCUUUAUCAUGAGAAUGCAAUUCAAGUUGGUCAAUCAUCAAAAAAACAAUGA